AGCUUAAGCAAGUUGUGGUUAGGCUUAUUCUCACCUCAGUAUCAUAAAUGUCGAGCUCUUUGGCACGAUAUUCAUCUUUUUGUACAGCACCAAGACUCUCAACCUGAUUCCAUUCCAAUUCACAAUCUUCUACCACCUAGUCAAGCCUUCCCACAACCGCUAAAAUGGUCCGCAUUCUCUCCCUCGCCACUCUGCUGAUGGCCAGCGCCAUCACCACCCAGGCUGCCCAGUGGUGCCAGUGCCUCUUCCAAGACAACUCGCACUGCUGCGUUUACAAUGAUGCUAGCAUUGGCAAUCUUGACUGCCAGCGCUGGUGCACUAACGCACACCGUGCCGAUGGUGCGACCAACCCGAACAACCCUCUUGAGGCUGGCACCGCCUGCAACGCUGGCGGGAAGUACAAGACCGUCAGUGGCAUCAACGCUCAGUUCCGCACCCCUUGCUACAGGCAGUAGAUGGUCGUCAGCACGAGUCGGCAGCGGCUUUCGAUAGAUGGAUGGACGGCUAGUAGGGGAUCAUGGCGGAGACGUGGUGAGAGUUAUUCGUUGUAUUGUGUAAUGGAAGACAUGCGAUAGCGCGGACCUGGUCCGGCGCUGCGUGGUAACAGUAUAUACGAAGAAGACAGUCUCAAGAUGUAAACUGCCCCAUCAACCAUCGUGUUCGCUAGAGUUGCUGUUGUUGGAUGUGCAUACUGUGAUUGGAUAUCAAAGAAUCAGC
Messenger RNA from Boeremia exigua, 717 nucleotides. RefSeq lists its product as uncharacterized. The coding region runs from base 165 to 455 and encodes 96 amino acids. The transcript has 2 exons. NCBI's taxonomy places the organism in Eukaryota, Fungi, Ascomycota, Dothideomycetes, Pleosporales, Didymellaceae. The record is from RefSeq and is a predicted model, not a curated record.